AUGGAUGUGGAUUUGGCUUUUGCUACAUUGACUGUAGAGUCUAACAAUGGAAUGUGCACUCUAGAAUUACAUCACGGGGGCUGGUUUGAAAAUGGGGUUUAUAAGAAGGGUAAGGUCUGUUAUUUAGACAAUAUUAUAGAGGAUUUUCUGUCCUUGUUAGAUUUACUAAAAAUUGGGAGAGGUCUUGGGUAUGAGGUUGACAUUUCUCAAGUUGAGCAACGUUUAGAAAUUAGGUGUAAAAAUCUUGAGGGUGGACUGGAACUUGUUACAUCAGAUGCUACAGUGGUUGAAAUGGUUGGUCACAUACCAUCCAAUAAGGAGGCUUUUGAGAAUGUUGGGACAAAAGUGGCAAAUGAAGAUGCUGUCAAAGAGGUACCAAAUGAAGAUGCAAGGGCAGAAUUAUCAAAUGAAGAUAUAGGGGCACAUUUGACUAUUGAUAAUGAAGGGGUAGAAUUGCCAAAUGAAGAUAUAGGGGCACAUGUGACAAUUGAUAAUGAAGGGGCAGAAUUGCCAAAUGAAGAUGAAGAUGCAGAUUCAGAAAUUAAAGACAGUAAUUAUGAGUUCAGUGAAAAUGAGGCAGAGGAUAGGCCAACUGUGGGAGAGAAUAUAGCAGAUGAUAGGACUAGUCAUGGUGCUCCAGGAGAGGUGUCAUCAGAUGGUGCUGACACGUCAGAAUUUGACAGUGGAAGUGAGAUUGAUUUUGAGGGUAAUGGUAGAAAAAAGAUAAAACUGCCAAAGUUUAAACAGUAUAGAAGAGAUGUGGAUUUGAAAAAUCCUGAGUUUAGAUUGGGAAUGAAGUUUGCAAACAAAAAACUACUGAUAAAGGCUAUCAAGGAGCUUGCAAUUAUAGAGGGUAGGGAAGUAUAUGGAUCAAAGAUUAGUAGAGAGGAAGGGACAUUUGCUAUAAAAACUUUGAGCCUAGAACAUCAGUCUGGAAGAGUGGACAAGCUUAGGCAGACUACAUCAAAAUGGCUUUGUGACAGAUAUGCAAACAAGUUGAAGCUCAACUCAGACUUUGAUCUGAAAUCAUUUCAACAAGAUGUGUUGGAAGAUUACAAAAUAAAUGUCACCAAACUUCAAGUUUAUAGGGCGAACAGGCUAGCCAGAGAUUUAAAUGAAGGUACUUUCAAAGAACAAUAUGCUAGAUUGUGGGAUUAUGUAGAAGAAUUGAAAACUGCAAACAAGGGUAGUACAGUGAAGAUUAAAACUCAGAUUGUGAAGGGUGAGACAGUGUUUCAAAGGAUAUAUGUGUGCUUGGCUGCUUGUAAGAAGGGAUUUUUAGAAGGUUGCAGACCUGUUAUUGGUGUUGAUGGCUGCCAUUUGAAAGGGCCUUAUCCUGGACAGAUCUUGACGACUGUUGGGGUGGAUGGGAACAACGGUUAUUUCCCAGUAGCUUAUGCAGUGGUUGAUAUUGAGAGUAAAGACUCUUGGAUUUGGUUUUUCAAUCUUCUUAUUGAAGAUUUAGGGAUUACAAAUGAAAAAGCUUGGGUAGUGAUUAGUGACAAACAAAAGGGACUUGUACCUGCCAUUGAGAGAGUACUUCCAACUGCAGAGCACAUGAUGUGUGUGAGACACCUGUACAGUAACUUUAGGGCAUCAUAUAUUGGUCUUGCUCUGAAACAUAUAUUAUGGGCUGCAGCAAGAGCUACAACUGUGCCUUGGUGGGAGGCAGAAAUAGAGAAGAUGAAAAAUGAGGAUGAGGAAGCAUGGAAGUGGUUGAAGAAGAGACCUGCAAAAAAUUGGAGCAGAUCUCACUUCGAAUCACAUUUUAAAUGUGAUCUUUUGUUGAAUAAUCUAUGUGAAAGUUUCAAUGCAGCCAUACUAGAUGCAAGGGAUAAGACAAUUUUGAGUUGCUUGGUGAGGAUUGUAUGUGAUGCUUAG
Prunus dulcis (almond) is the source of this 1881-nucleotide messenger RNA. RefSeq lists its product as uncharacterized. Bases 1 to 1881 code for a protein of 626 amino acids. The record is from RefSeq and is a predicted model, not a curated record. The transcript has 4 exons. NCBI's taxonomy places the organism in Eukaryota, Viridiplantae, Streptophyta, Magnoliopsida, Rosales, Rosaceae.